This is a messenger RNA of Brassica napus (rape), 3858 nucleotides long. RefSeq lists its product as uncharacterized. The transcript is spliced from 4 exons. Bases 1107 to 3854 code for a protein of 915 amino acids. The record is from RefSeq and is a predicted model, not a curated record. Lineage: Eukaryota; Viridiplantae; Streptophyta; Magnoliopsida; Brassicales; Brassicaceae.
GAAAAUGUUAUUGUUAGUGGCUGUAUAUCGCUCAGAAGGAGACGACAGUUGCUGGUUCUGUUCCAGAGUCGGAUGUGAUCAGAAGCUUGAAGAGUUCAUGGAUUCGGAAGCCAUCUACAAAAGAUUCGUUCUUCGGGUCAGGUCAAGGCAGCUAGGAGUCUAAGUGUUCGUCUUCGUAAAGCUUUUUACAGAAAAGACUUCAGCCCAUCGAACAAAAGGCCCAAUCCAGUAAGCCGGGUAGCCAUCAGCUCGGAAGCCGAUGCUCAAGGCUUCGACUUAACCAAGGAAUGCUUUUAGUCGAAGCGGAGAGCAAACAGAGCGCGAUCGAUCGACUAAACAGCUCAGGGCGAGCAUUCCCCUAAUCAGGCCCGAAAGGUCGACAAGGCCCAAUCAACUAAAAGGAGAUUAGGUUAAGACGAUCGAACAGACUAUAAAAGGAAAGGAAAGCAAAGGAGAAAGGUAUCGACACUUAGCAACACAAACUCGGCAGCGAGAUUAAGAUUUAUUGUCCGUACAAUCAUCUCUCUGCUGUUUGUAUUUUUCCGGUUUAAGCUCUCACGAUCCCCGGCUUGCCUUUACUUUCUCCACCUUUGUAACCUCAUCUCGAAAUCUAAUAAACGCCUCUGUUCGAUCCAUUUUUAGUAUUGUUUACUUUAUCCGAGACCAAUCUCACCCUAAACAAUUGGCGCCCACCGUGGGGCCGAACAGACCCAGUGUUUCUAGACCGAAAUGACCACCGGAGGUACGAACCCAGAUACCUCAGGAGAGGAGCCGGCACUCACACCUCCUCCGCCUCCUCCCCUUCUCUCGUCGGAGUUCAUGAGUUCAGUCAUAGCUCGACUCGCCCAUCAAGAAGAGGUCCAAAAGACGACAAAUGACCAGCUCGCCGCCAUCGUCGCUGCCCUCAACGCGUCCACCGGCAGCUCGCAACCACUCCGUCGUCACCUCUUCAAUACAAACCCCCUACUCCGACAGAAGGGCGAACGACGAACCUAGUUGACCCUACUCUUCAACUCGCUGAGACCCUCGUCGCUGAUGCUCUUCCGGCAGCGUCCGACCCAUCAACUGUCCGAGAAAUCGCCGAGUUAAAGUUAAAUUUCCAACAAAUGAGCUCGAGGAUCCACCAAGCAACGAGCGCGGUACCUGAGAUCGACAGCGUCAUCGCGUCAACGCCGCGCACUCCUUUCACCGAAGAACUGACGGGGGUCAAACUCCGAAAAAUGGACAAGUUGCGUCUCCCAGAGUACAAACCGGGGGGAGAUCCUGUCGAGCAUUUGACAGCUUUCAACAUUGCGGUGACAAGAGCCAGACUUGCUCCCGACGAAAGAGACGCGGGAUAUUGCCAACUUUUUGUCGAAACGCUCAAUGAACAAGCAUUAACUUGGUUCUCGGGACUCGAAGAGAACUCGAUUAACAGCUUCAACGAGCUCUCCUCGGUGUUUCUCAAGACUUACAUCAUGUUCACCAAACGCGAAGUAACAGCUUCAACCCUCUGGAACCUCAAGCAAAUGAAGGACCAGAGCCUUCGCGAUUAUAUGGAACAGUUUAAGUCAGCCGUGCCAAGAAUCGACAUUCCAGAUCACAUCGCCGUCGACGCCCUGAGGAACAAUCUCCACGUAGAAUGUAAGUUCCGAGAAGAUCUCUAUCGUAGUCCCACCACAUCAUUGCAAGACGCCGUUGCUCGUUCCCACAACUUCAUUCGUAUGGAAGAGGACACCAAAGCCAUCAUGAGCAGGCACAACUCGGCGAAGCAAUCAGCGCCUAAAAACACUGCUACAGCUCACGUCGAACCUCGUCAGCAUGCUCCAAGUGACAAAAACAACCGUAAGAAUGGUCUCCUUUAUGUCGUCGACGAAAACGGGAAGAAAUGGAACACCUUUCAUCGAGAAGCCGAUCCUCCGAGCGAAUUCCCCCGAGCAACAGUGACGGCAGCGGUCACCCAGGUCGAUUCCGCAGCAGGUUCCUCCCGAACCCCUCCAGGACUUACCAAGUCGUGUAAACUCCACGGUGUAAAAGGCCACGACACUUCAGAGUGCAAGACACUUUUCGCACAAUUCCUCUCCUCGCUCGAAAGCGGCGAAAUCAAGAUCCCUCCUCCGAAGCCUAAAAGCGAGAACAGUUGGAGCAGGAACAAGGAUAGGAAAAAUCAGCGAAAAAAUCAUGGAAAACCGCGUCAAGACGACCAAAAGCCUAAGGUUGCCGAGCAAACACCACAUCAGGACGACGAUGGUGACGCCUCAGCUGAGGAGGAUCAACCAGCGGUCAGACAAAGGAUCGAAGUUAUUUGCGCCCAACCGGAGCCCUCAUCAGACGAAGAGAGCGAUCUCGAGGAAGCUCUCGACCCGUUGGACCUACGUACGCUCCUCAAGCGGAAGAUGACGUCGACAAAUAACGAGACUCCCAGACCUUCCGAUCUCCGAGUCAAGCUUAACGCUAAAAGAACCAAGCAUGCAUUGAGCCAAGGACCUUCACCAGCAUCUACAGGCGAUAAUCCUAUUGUCGAUUUGCGUGAUCAGCUUAACGCACGAAUCAAUGAUCUGCGUACAAAGCUGGACCGUAAAAGAGCCGAAUCACCAAAGGAGAGCGAGGACCUCCGAGCUCUUCUCAUCAAAAAACAGACAAGCGUCAGGCCGCGGAUCAACGUGAUUAUGGGAGGAUCUCCGCCUUGCGGGGAUUCAGUACGGGCGGUCAAGGAUCACCGUCGAAUGGUGGAUACUUCGCAGCGUUGGCCACAGAAGCUCCCAACCGAUCCCCCAAUUUCCUUCUCGAUAGAAGACCUCCUUGGGGUAAAUUUCCCUCAUAACGAUCCCCUUCUCGUCGUUUUGGCUAUCGAUAAGUACGAUGUUACCAAAGUACUAAUCGAUACUGGUAGUUCGGUCGAUAUCAUUUUUUUCGAAACUCUCGUAAAAAUGGGAAUCGACUUAAAAGACGUGAAACCGUCUUCCAGAACUCUCACCGGCUUCAACGGUUCCUCCGAGGUAAUCCUGGGGACUAUCCGUCUCUCGGUACAAGCAGAGGGGGUAGCUCGGAUGGUCAAAUUCUCGGUAGUCAGCACCAAGGCUCCCUAUCACGUGAUACUAGGUACCCCAUGGUUAUACUCUAUGCGAGCAAUUGCAUCUACAUACCAUCAGUGUGUCAAAUUCCCGGGAAUGGAUGGUACGAUUAAGACGGUGAGAGGAGAUCAACGAGCUGCACGAGAUCUCUUAAUCGCCACGGUCAAGUUACAACGUUCACAGUCACUAGGCAACUCGAUUUCCCCUCCAAUAAGUAAGGUCUGCCCACAAAAGGAAGAAGUGCUCGAAGUCCCGAUCGACGAGUCGGAUCCAAGUAAAGUGCUACGAGUAGGCGCCUAUCUAUCGGACGAGAUGCAGCGUGCUAUCCUGGAUUUCCUGAAGCAAAACUUGUCUACCUUUGCUUGGUCGAUGUCUGAUAUGCGAGGGAUCGACCCGUCCAUCACGACUCACGAGUUGAACGUAGAUCCGAAUAUUAAGCCCAUCCGACAGAAGAGACGGAAGUUGGGUCCCGAAAGAUCCAAAGCAGUCGUCGAGGAAGUCGAGCGCUUACUAAGCGCGGGCUCGAUAACGGAAGUCCGUUACCCGGAAUGGCUCGCCAACCCGGUGGUCGUCAAAAAGAAAAACGGUAAGUGGCGCAUGUGCGUCGACUUUACCGACCUCAACAAGGCAUGUCCAAAGGAUAGCUAUCCGCUCCUAAACAUCGACAGACUCGUUGAGUCAACUGCCGGCAAUGAAAUGCUCACGUUUAUGGACGCUUUCUCGGGAUAUAACCAGAUUAUGAUGCAUCCGGAUGAUCGAGAGAAGACGUCGUUCAUAACCGAUCGAGGAACCUACUGCUAGAAAG